This is a messenger RNA of Oreochromis aureus, 975 nucleotides long. RefSeq lists its product as uncharacterized. Lineage: Eukaryota; Metazoa; Chordata; Actinopteri; Cichliformes; Cichlidae. The transcript has 4 exons. Bases 223 to 954 code for a protein of 243 amino acids. The record is from RefSeq and is a predicted model, not a curated record.
UCGAAAAUUUUCUUACCCGGAAAUUGAAAUUAAUGCCUUAAAAAGGAAGCAUCCAGCUGAUGCAGUGCCAUCAAAGAAUGUAAAAAAGCCAAAAAAAGAGCAAAGGUUAAUUAUCUCCCUCCGCAUCCUACUGGAGAAACCCAAGAGACACUGGCGAAAGAGAGGCUUGAAUUAAUUUAUGAAAUAACGAAGAAAAACAACGCAAAGAUAAUUGCAGAUAAAAUGAAUAAAACGUUCUCUAGCCGAAGAGUUGAAGUGGUCAGCCUCUGCCCCUCUGAGGGUGAGUUAAAAGAAAGGUGGCCAGCAUUAUUCACUAAGGCUCAGCUCAUUGAAGAGUUCGGACGCAUCACCACAGUUUCCUUGGUGGAGACAUUCAUGCUGAAACUUGAUGAGUACACACCAGGUCUUUUGCAGCUUAUGCGUGCCAAAGGAGGAGCUGCUGGUUCCAAGAUGAGACCUUUGCUGGACACUUUGAAUGACACACAGAGCAUUGAGAAUAAAAGGGAUGUCAUUAUCUGCUGCCUCAUUAGCUACCUCAGGGAAAGACAAGAAGAUCUUUUUCAUGACUGCCAGGAAUGUGAGGAUUACACAGACAAUAUGAUGAAGGUGAUCGUGAUCCACAACAUCAUGGCUGAGGAGGAUCCAUCAGAUGUGUCCAUUGUGAUUGAGGGAAACCAAGUGAUGGAGGGAUGUGGAAGCCGAACAAAGGCAUGUGUUCUGCUGAUGGGACUGAUAUAUGCCCUCAACUUUGAAUAUCCGAAGGAGCUGAAGAACACAUUUGACACUUUUCAAAAACUUUUUUUGGAACUUGACGGGGCCAAACUACUGAAAAAGGUCCACGGCCUCAAAAAUAAGCUUAUGCAAUGCACACACAUUUCCCCUCUUGUUCCAAGAGGAUCUUUUGUCCUUUUUUUGGGGGGGGGGUACCCCAUUUUACCUUAUAUUAAUAGGUAAUAAAACGUCUUGAUGCAUUCU